GCAAGGAUACAUUGCUUCCUUUCGAUAAACGCAUUUGUGCGAUGUGAUAGAAUAUUGUAAUGGCCCCAAAUGAACAACUCAAUGGACCGUUAAAUACUGUAAAUACGGAUCCUAUUCCAUUCCGUUAAAAUAGUCGUGCCUGAAAAUGCAACAGAAUCGUUGGUCAGUACGUUAUUUAGGUCUGCUCAUGGUGGGUUUAUAGAUUGCCAAUGGCCUUCAAAUGUAUGCCUUCCGGUUUUACAUGGCAACAAUUUCAAACAUAGCUUGUUCCCAUUACAACGCGUUUUCGGGGAUGUUACAAAGAGGCAUGCUCUCAACGCCAAUCGAAUGCUUCCCGCGAGCAUUUCACAAGCUCGUGAUCACUUUUCGUUGGCUGCGUCAUAACUUCGUAAACAAUGAAUGUAUGGACGUACUGAACACAUUAGUUGCUGCUGGAGGGCUUUGGUGAUUGUGAAACUUUUAUAGAUCAUUUGAGACAAUGAAACAAUUCAAACAACAAUUUUACAUUUUGCUUAAAGAUGGCAAGCAAUCAGUGUAAUAUAUAAGCGAACUAAAGUUUUAAAGUAAAAGUAAGUUGUCCGUACCCAUGAGGAACUACCCGACACAAUCAAACCAUUCACAACAAUGCUUCACACCGCAGAAAUUGUACCCAUCGGCAAGCCGUUGUCUACCUUGAGAACAUGAUAACGAUUGUGGUCAAGGAUCGAAAGGUCAACUCUGCUGUAGACAGUCAAGAACUGAUGACACUUUAUACAUUACACAGAUAAUGGAGUCGUAGAUUAUUGACGUACACUGUUGACUGAACCAGACAAAUCAUGGCUACAAUUGUGAGCAGCAUAAAAAACUUUCACAAAGUUUGUUGAAAUAUGUUGAGAUUCUUAAUACGAAGUGAUCAUAGUGCGAGACAAUCAUAUUGAAAUAGGAAUUCGGCUUGGGAUGUUUCGUAGCUUCUCUUGGUAGAAUGUGCUCACAACGUGUGAUUCAUUAGCUCCGAACAGGUGUUGGUUUGAGGUUUUCAACAAAAGAGUGAUUUGGCUGUGGUUUCAUCUGGUAGUGUGAACAUUGUUAGUAAGAAUUAUACUGUGUGGGGUGGACUAUCUUUUACAAUGGAAUCGAAAGCAUCUUUUUAUUCUGGGAAGUGGUGUUUAUUAGCUUUAUUGAUAGUUGGCUCUUACGGGUUUAUCGAAACAAAAGCAACAAGAAAUGUCAACGUUCAGAGUUCAAACACCCUCAACACGACCGAUAAGUUACCAGUCACUAUCUACUACGAAGCUCUAUGCAGUGACAGCAUGGUGUUCUUCACCCAUCAGCUGUACCCGUGCUGGUUGCGCCAUGAAAAUGAAAUGAAGUUACGCCUGGUACCAUUUGGAAAGGCUUGGGUUGAAGAGCAGCCAAACGAACCACCCAAAUUUCAUUGCCAGCACGGACCGCAAGAAUGUCAACUGAACGUUUUGCACGGUUGCAUUCUUAACAAGAUGCCACUCAAAAAAGCUUUUCCCGUAGUGGCAUGCCUUAUGAAGAACUUCAACACAAACUUUGACCAGUGCAUCGAAGAACAUGCAUCGUAUAAAAACGCCGUUGUUAAAUGCAGCCAAGGGCAGCUAGGAGUUAAUUUGUUCAAAAAGUUUGCCAACGAAACAGACAACGUUCACCGACCGCUUCCUUUCGUACCGAGCAUCGUUGGCGAUCAGCCAUACGACUUUUUCGAACAAGACGACUGGCUUCAGAAAUUUGAAAGAAAAUUUGUUGAGCGUUACGAAGCAAAGUUUGGUGUUAAAUUAUAAAUAGAUCUCGUUUGUGAGGGUUGUUUAUAAAAUGAACUUUGAUUUAAUCUACACCUUAAUUCCUCAUAAUCAUUGUUUGCACAACGCUAUGCAAAUAUAACUAUCAUAAAGCGAUUUUUUAAAUAAACGAUCAUUGAUGAUUUCUUGCUGGUAAA
Messenger RNA from Anopheles funestus (African malaria mosquito), 1939 nucleotides. Its product is annotated as GILT-like protein 3. The coding region runs from base 1107 to 1784 and encodes 225 amino acids. Lineage: Eukaryota; Metazoa; Arthropoda; Insecta; Diptera; Culicidae. The transcript has 7 exons. Gene Ontology annotation, molecular function: oxidoreductase activity, acting on a sulfur group of donors, disulfide as acceptor. The record is from RefSeq and is a predicted model, not a curated record.